UGAACUUGUUGAAAUGGCGUUAAUCGUUGGCGCGCACAAAUCUGAGGAUGUAUUCUUUGAAUUUGAUGAUUUCGAUGAGGACGAGUUGGGAAAAAGUUUCCUUGUAGAAACUUUACAAAGGAUAGAAGACGACUUCAUGGGAAAUCCUAGACAUUACACUCUAUUCACCGGUGCUGCUAGUGGCAGUGAUAUGUUCUGGCAAAAUUUGGGAGCAAAGUACGGUGUUCGCAUAAAAGCGUUUUCCUUUGAGGCACAUGGAGGAAAAAAUACUGCUAGAGUUGUUCUUAGCAACGAACAAUUGAAACAGGCUGAUGAAUUCUUACUUAAAGCGAACAAAACUUUAAAGAGGCAUUUCCCGACAAGCAACAACUUUGUAAAUAAUUUACUUCGUCGUAAUUGGUACCAAGUGAAAGAUUCAAACGGUGUGUUUGCCAUUGGCAAACUUAGUGCGAGUCGAAGCAGAGUCGAGGGUGGCACAGGAUGGGCUGUGCAAAUGGCAGUCGAUUCCAAAAAACCCGUGUAUGUGUUCGACAUCGUGAAUAGUUUGUGGCAACAGUUCGAGGAUCGCAAGAGGAAAUUUGUGUAUUGUGAAGCUCCAAGGCUGACUUUAAAUUUUACAGGCAUCGGAACAAGGGCUUUACCAGAGAAUGGAAAAGUUGCUAUUGAAAAAAUAUUCGAAGAAACUUUUGGAUCUCUGUCAAGAUUCAGGAGUUAAUGGUAUGAGGACAUUGUUACUACAAGCGACUGAAUUUUGACAAGGAUAUUAUUAAUAGUGAUAAUAUUUAUUAACUUUUAUAAUAAAGUUCAGAU
This is a messenger RNA of Pocillopora verrucosa, 810 nucleotides long. RefSeq lists its product as uncharacterized. The record is from RefSeq and is a predicted model, not a curated record. NCBI's taxonomy places the organism in Eukaryota, Metazoa, Cnidaria, Anthozoa, Scleractinia, Pocilloporidae.